CCCCCCACCACUGCCACUGCUCCUAACCCUCACAUUCCAAGAUUCAUCUGCUCUUCAUCGUGCUUAAUAUACAUGUUUCUGUACCGUGCAUUAAGAAGAUUCCAGAAAGGAGUUCAAAACGGCUGCUGGGGAAAGGCCACCAAACAUGCCUACAGAAACACUACAGACAGGUAGCAUGGUCAAACCCGUCAGCCCUGCCAUCACGUUCACUUCUGCUGUCCCUCUUCGCAUUUUAAACAAAGGACCUGACUAUUUCCGUAGGCAGGCCGAGCCUAACCCAAAAAGACUCAGUGCGGUAGAGAGGCUGGAAGCCGACAAGGCAAAAUACGUCAAGAGCCAAGAGGUCAUCAAUGCCAAACAAGAGCCUGUCAAGCCGGCAGUGCUUGCCAAGCCACCGGUAUGUCCCGCGGCGAAGCGAGCCUUGGGCAGCCCUACCUUGAAAGUGUUCAACAAUAACGCAAAGACUGAGAGUGGAGUCCAGAGGGAGAAUCUAAAGCUAGAGAUUUUGAAAAACAUCAUCAACAGCUCAGAGGGCUCCAGUUCAGGUUCAGGUCACAAGCAUAGUUCACGAAAUUGGCUUCCCCACAGAUCUGAUUCGGGAGACCUAAACCGUCACUCGUUUGCAGAGUCCUUAAAGGUGUUCCCAACUCAAGGCCGUAGCAGUCCCCAAGAAAGCAACUCCAGUGUGAGCAGAAGACUACUGGAACAGUCGCCAGAGUCGUUCUUGCACGUUUCUCAUAGCUCAUCAGACAUUAGAAAAGUAUCUAGCGGUAAAUCCUUAAAAGCAAUACCAUGCAGUAGUUCAGCUCCACCCCUGCCUCCCAAACCCAAAAUUGCCGCCCUCACUACUUUGAAAUCACCAGAGAUGGAUGUGGUGGAGCCCGGUUGUGGCGUCAGCAGAAGGCCUUCGCUACAGCGCUCAAAGUCAGACUUAAGUGACAGAUACUUCCGUGUCGACGCAGACGUGGAAAGGUUCUUUAACUACUGUGGACUGGAUCCUGAAGAGCUUGAAAACCUUGGGAUGGAAAAUUUUGCAAGGGCUAACUCUGAUAUUAUCUCUCUCAAUUUUCGCAGCGCCAGUAUGAUCAGUUCAGACUGUGAACAGUCUCAGGACAGCAACAGUGACCUUAGAAACGAUGACAGUGCCAAUGACCGUGUGCCAUAUGGCAUUUCUGCCAUUGAGAGAAAUGCCAGAAUCAUCAAGUGGUUGUACAGCAUCAAGCAGGCUAGAGAGUCACAGAAAGUGUCCCAUGUAUAAGUGGAUGCACCAGGGGAACAAGCAAGGACUGUAUCUUUGUGAAUAGUCAGUUUGUGAAGGGUUGUGAAGUCUACUUGAAGUCUUAAUACACUUCUCAGAUCUCUUUUUUUUUUUUGUGUUGCUUGUUGUGCAAUGUUUUCAAGUUGCAUGCCUGUCAACAUGUGAACUGACCUGGCUUCCACUUGAACAAUAAUUAGCUACAGAGCCUGGCUGAGCUUACACACAUUAUCUGCCAAAAGUUUAAGACCAGAAUCCAAAUAGGGCUUUGUUUAUAAACAAAUAUGUUUACAUUAAAUGGCUGUAUGGCUUCUUUUCAAUAUUUCUGUAGUCCCCUGUGGGUGUUUUUUUAA
Euleptes europaea (tarantolino) is the source of this 1608-nucleotide messenger RNA. RefSeq names its product family with sequence similarity 110 member B (gene FAM110B). The transcript has a single exon. NCBI's taxonomy places the organism in Eukaryota, Metazoa, Chordata, Lepidosauria, Squamata, Sphaerodactylidae. The record is from RefSeq and is a predicted model, not a curated record. Bases 146 to 1258 code for a protein of 370 amino acids.